AUGAAAAACAUUGAAGUUGAAAAGCAAAUAAAUGUUGAGCAGGGACUUGGCAAUGACUAUAGCCCGACUCAUGAUGAUACAAACCAUACUGAACCUAGAGGUGAUUUCAGCCGUUCUCGAGACAUAACAACAAAGCACUAUACCAACGGCGAAAAAGCCGAUCCAGCAUCUGGUGAAAGACAAAACGAUCCAGCUAAAAAUGGCACCGAUUCUUUCAAUGACACUGAUCUAACAGUUGAUGCUUCUGCAGUUGCACCUCGCACUCUGCCACUACAAGUAGAAGGAAACAGUAAACAACCGGAAGAAGCUAGAUUUGAUGGCACGGUAAGAUGUGGUGAUGGACCUGUGAACAUUUUGGGACAGGAAAGAGAAGAUCCCGUUGAUUUAUCUGAUAUUGCAACUGCUGCAACAGAAACAAAUAGAACAGAAGAAACUCGCCAGUCAACAUUCUGGUUUGAAGUCAUUGACUUCCUGCAACGUAUGAUGCUCUUUAAGGAUUUUAUAAUGUUCGCUAGGAGACUUGCAAAUAAUACAAAUAAAGAGUUCUUCAAGAUAAUUGACGUGGUAAUAGAAAACUCUGGAGAAGGCAACGAAAGAAAAUAUCAAAUAUUGAAAAGAUGGCGAGAGGCCACCCCAAAUGCACAGUUAAAAGAUGUGAUAGACGCAAUGAAAUUUUACCACCAUAACGUUUUAUGUGCUGAACUUUUAAAUCAGUUAAAGGAUGAAAAUCUAUUGGACGCUGAUGACGAUUUGCUCGGUACAGUGACUGCACAAAGUGGAAAUGACAAUUCACUAUAUCCAGGAAUUGGUCUAUCCAUUCAAGAUGCUGACAUUUACAUAGAAGAAAAUGAUCUAGCGUACGGUGGACAUCUCGAAAUGGAAUAUCUUAAAUCUUUCAAAUGUUAAGAUGAUGAUGCUGGGUCUACAAGUUAACGAAUGACAUAUAAAUAUAUUUUUGACAAAACUAUAGAAAAUUUAACUCCAAGACAAUGACUAAGAUAUCGUCACAUAGUGCAGUAACGAGUUUACUCCUUACAUUAUUCAUAGCAGUUUGCCUAUUACUGCACUAAGAUGACGAUACAAUACAUGCUAUUUUGGCUUGCAAUUACCUGUUAUCCGAGCCUGCAACAUAUAGCAGUUGAUAAGUGGAAAACAGGUGAUCAAUGGGUGAUAUUGGUGUUGAAUACGUUGUCAUUGGCGCUGUCUACAAUUUGGAAAAACACUACCGGCUCUGUGUCACUGGGAUGUUAAACACUCGGCAGCGGACGCCCUCUAUUAGUGAUUUUAACCAAUUAGCAUGUUUCAAAGGAGUAAAAGCAAAGACGUUUCACAACCUUUGGCAACUGAAACAACCGAGUAUCUGCCGAGUAGUAUUGUAUUUUGUCCAAUUUAAUAAAAGCAUCGUAAUGGUGCUUCUCUUUGACCAGUAUUCACUAGGAUGAUGCAUGCGACAAAAAUGUGUAAAACAUGACCUUUUUUAAAUGGCGGAACUAUUUAAGUCUUUGAUCGCUGUCAGAUUAAAUGACAAAAUUUAUUUAAGUAAUCGAAAUAAUAAUACAAAAGUGUUCCAAAUCAGUAUGUUUUUGAGGCACUAUUUGUUUGACAGAUAUAGAGAUGAUAUAAUCAUAUAUAAUAUAUAUAUAUUCUUUACCUGAGUUUUUAGCUUAGAUGAUGUUUUAUAUGUUUCCUAACAUAAGUUGAUCGUUAUGAUAACACGCUUGCGUACACGAGUAUC
Molecule: messenger RNA, 1735 nt
Organism: Ruditapes philippinarum (Manila clam)
Lineage: Eukaryota; Metazoa; Mollusca; Bivalvia; Venerida; Veneridae
Exons: 6
Coding region: 1-906 (301 amino acids)
Source: RefSeq, a predicted model, not a curated record